CGCGGGACCCUGGCCGACGCCGUCGCCGACCGAAGCUCCAGCACGGCAUCUCCGACAACUGCCAGGCGACCCAUGCGCCUCCCGGUGUACACUUAUUGACCUUGCACCGUCCCAUUCUGUUCCUCGUCCUCCAACGAACAAGGCGUUUUAGUAGCCAGUACUCUGCCCGGCGCGCCGCUGCCAGUUGGCCUGCUCGCAGGUCUCUCCUCCGACCCGUCCCUCGUCCUCGUCAUCGUCUUUCCUCGACUGCCAACUCGUCGCCCUGCUCGCGGUCCACGGCGCGGACCUCCAACGUCGCCAUGUUGGACACGUUCGAGAUCAUCACCACCUCUGGCGUGGUCCUCUGGUCCAGGACAUAUGCACCCGUCAAACUAUCCGUCGUCAACGACUUCAUCGCCGACACCUUCAUCGAGGAGAAGGGUGGCGCCAGCGCCGUCCAGUCCGCGCAGUCCGCAGCUACGAAUGCCCCGUACAAAAAGGACCAGCACACGCUCAAGUGGACCAUGGUGAAGGAACUGGGCAUCAUAUUUGUCGCCGUCUACCGGUCCCUCUUCCACUUGUCCUGGGUCGACAAGCUCGUCGACAACAUCCGCACAAUCUUCGUCUCUCUGUACGGCGAGCAGCUCAAGAAGCCCAACACGACCAUCGUCGAGUGCACAAAAUUCGACGACUACUUCGACCAGCAGCUCCAGGAGCUAGACACGUCGAACGCGGCCGAUCCCGCGGCGCGCCAAGUGGCAGCCACCGCCGUGGGAGAUGCGCCGGCUGCACCAGGUCUUACCUACAGAGGCAGGGCCCUGCAUAGCGACGCACCCGAUGAGCCGUCAAAUGACUCUACUCCGGUAGUCACGCCGAACACAUCGCGACCUUCCACCCCGGGCAGUAGCCAUCUGGUGGUCGGCAAGGCUGGUCCUGUCGCCAAAAUGUCCAGGCGGGCACGGAAAGCCCAAAACAGCGGGUCAGCGGCUGCUUCGUCCGGCGACGAGACGUCGACAAAGCCAAAGAAGAGCGGCAAGGUGCGCCGGGUCUGGGACGCCGACGGCUUCGCGAAUGAGGAGAGCGACGACGUCAAGCUGGACUACUCUGCUCAGCUCAAUCCGUUGAGCGACAACGAGGGCGAGACUGUCGGCCGGUCAAGUGCCGUGGACGCCGUGGAUGCGUCCACAUGGGGGUCGUCAAGCAAGGGCAAGUUCGUACUCAAGGAUCUCGGCGACGAGGUGCACGACAUGCUCGCGUCCGCCGAGGCCAAGAAGGCCGCGGCGAGCGCGCAGCCGGAGGCCAAGGGCGGCCUCCUCGGCUCCGGCGUCAACGCCAUCAGCGGGCUGUUCCGAAACGUCGUCGGCGGCAAAACCCUAACCAAGGAGGAGCUGGACAAGGCCAUGAAGGGCAUGGAGGAGCAUCUGCUGCGGAAAAACGUCGCGCGCGAGGCGGCCGUGAGGUUAUGCGAGGGCGUGCAAAAGGAGCUCGUCGGCGUCAAGACGGGCAGCUUCGAGGGUAUUAACUCGAAGAUACAGACGGCCAUGGAGUCGUCCCUCACCAAGAUGCUCACGCCCACCUCCUCCCUUGACCUGCUCCGCGAAAUCGACGCCGUCACCGCGCCGCCGGCCACCUCCCUCCGCAAGGCCCGCCCCUACGUCAUCUCCAUCGUCGGCGUCAACGGCGUCGGCAAGUCGACCAACCUGUCCAAGAUCUGCUUCUUCCUCCUGCAGAACAAGUACAAGGUCCUCAUCGCCGCCGGCGACACCUUCCGCUCCGGCGCCGUCGAGCAGCUCGCCGUCCACGUCCGCAACCUCAAGGAGCUCACCGCCCGCGAGGGCGGCCAGGUCGAGCUCUACCAAAAGGGCUACGGCAAGGACGCCGCCGCCGUCGCCAAGGACGCCGUCGCGCACGCCGCCCACGAGGGCUUCGACGUUGUCCUCAUCGACACGGCCGGCCGCCGGCACAACGACCAGCGCCUCAUGUCCUCGCUCGAGAAGUUUGCCAAGUUUGCCCAGCCAGACAAGAUCCUCAUGGUCGGCGAGGCCCUCGUCGGCACCGACUCGGUCGCCCAGGCGCGCAACUUCAACGCCGCCUUCGGCUCCGUCCGCUCCCUCGACGGCUUCAUCAUCUCCAAGUGCGACACCGUCGGCGACAUGGUCGGCACCCUCGUCUCCCUCGUCCACGCCACAAACGUCCCCGUACUCUUCGUCGGCGUCGGCCAGCACUACUCGGACCUGCGCAACUUUUCCGUAAGAUGGGCCGUCGAGAAGCUCCUCGGCUCCUCGGGGUGAAUGAAGAUAUAUGAAAAAAGAAGAAAAAUUGGCGGCACGCUCACCCGCCCACACAACUACCUACCUCCCUUUGGACUAGGGCGGAGGAGGAUGGGAGUGUUGUCGUUGUAAUUGCUGUCGUUGCGCGUCUUGUAUACUACUACCUGACCUGCCUACUAGUCAUAAAGCAGUACGCACGCCCUUACCAUAUGGCAUGAGUGGGCAGGCAAUGAUAAAACACCAAAUCACCCAACUCUCGAUGAACUGCCAUGUGUCUGUCCCUCCAACAUGCAUACUCAGUCAGCAGCCUCACUCCGGGUGGAACAGCAUCAGCAGCAGUAGCUACGCAACACAUGGGGGAAAGGGGGAGGGCAAUUAUUACUAUGUACCUCAUACAGCAUUUCUCACAAAAAGGGGGUCUGAUAAAAAAUGAACAAGGCCGGUAUACCCAUACCCGCCCUCCAUGUCCACUUAAAACGGCGCUCUCCAGAGAAUCAAGCGAGCUCUCUCACUCUACCCCGCCCGUUUCUUCCCCUUCCUCUCUUCCGUCAGUCACUCUCUCUCUCUCG
Molecule: messenger RNA, 2818 nt
Organism: Purpureocillium takamizusanense
Lineage: Eukaryota; Fungi; Ascomycota; Sordariomycetes; Hypocreales; Ophiocordycipitaceae
Exons: 4
Coding region: 300-2270 (656 amino acids)
Biological process (GO): SRP-dependent cotranslational protein targeting to membrane
Cellular component (GO): endoplasmic reticulum membrane; signal recognition particle receptor complex
Molecular function (GO): signal recognition particle binding; GTPase activity; ATP hydrolysis activity
Source: RefSeq, a predicted model, not a curated record